Molecule: messenger RNA, 2055 nt
Organism: Zingiber officinale
Lineage: Eukaryota; Viridiplantae; Streptophyta; Magnoliopsida; Zingiberales; Zingiberaceae
Product: cytosolic enolase 3-like
Exons: 13
Coding region: 217-1641 (474 amino acids)
Biological process (GO): glycolytic process
Cellular component (GO): phosphopyruvate hydratase complex
Molecular function (GO): magnesium ion binding; phosphopyruvate hydratase activity
Source: RefSeq, a predicted model, not a curated record
AUCGUUCGCAGCACCUUACAACAGGCUAAACCGUCGCAGGGCCAUCCUCCGCUCAACCCUCUCCGUCUCGCCUCGUACUUCUGGGCUUGCAGCGGCGACUAUCCACCGAGACGUAUCACCUCAAUCGGCCAUCGCAAGAUCCUUAGCCCUGGGAUCCAAGGCGAGCGUUGUCGGAGACGACGAGGACGCCGGACGAGGUGAAGAAAGAAGGAAAAUAUGUCGGUGCAGGAGUACCUCGACAAACACAUGCUCUCCCGAAAGAUCGAGGAUGCCGUCAACGCUGCCGUCCGGGCCAAGGCCUCGGAUCCUGUCCUCUUCAUUUCCAAUCACAUGCGGAAGGCUGUCCCUCCUGUCAUCACCAAGAUCAAAGCACGGCAGAUCUUGGAUAGCCGAGGGAUCCCCACUGUGGAAGUCGAUCUCUACACCAACAAGGGCAUGUAUCGUGCAUCUGUUCCAAGCAGCGCCACCACUGGAAUAUACGAGGCAGUCAAAUUACGUGAUGGUGACAAAGGGAAGUAUCUUGGAAAGGGUGUUUUAAAAGCAGUCAAUGUAAUUAAUGAGAAGAUUUCAGAAGCAUUGAACGGAAUGGAUCCUUUGCUUCAAUCCCAGAUAGAUCAAGCCAUGAUAGACUUGGACAAAACUGAUAGGCAGGCUGAGCUUGGAGCCAAUGCCAUGUUAGCUGUGUCAAUUGCUGCUUGCAAGGCUGGUGCUGCUGAAAAAGAGGUUCCGUUGUACAAACAUAUUGCUGAUCUUUCUGGUAAAAACAAUCUAGUGCUUCCUGUUCCAGCAGUUACAGUGAUUUCUGGUGGAAAACAUGCAUGCAAUGAUUUGGCUGUUCAGGAAAUUAUGAUUCUUCCCAUUGGUGCAAGUAGCUUUCAGGAAGCAAUGCAGAUGUGCUCGGAGACAUAUCAUCACUUAAAGACUAUUAUUCAAGAGAAAUAUGCUUCAGUCGCAUGUAAUGUAGGUGAUGAUGGUGGAUUUGCACUGAAUAUCUCAAGUAUCACUGAAUGCUUGGAUCUUACUAAGGAGGCAAUUGAUCGAGCUGGAUAUAAUGGCAGGAUUAAAAUGGCAAUUGAUGUCGGUGCUACUGAUUUUUGCAUUGGAAAGAAGUAUGAUUUAGACUUCAAGAUAUCAACCAAGUCUGCACAAAAUUUCAAAACAGGAGAGGACAUGCUUGAGUUAUACACUAAACUCUGUACAGAAUAUCCAAUUGUUUCUAUUGAGCAGCCCUUUGAUAAGGAUGACUGGGAACAUACAAAGUUGUUUUCUGCCCUAGGUUUAUGCCAGGUAGUUGGGGAUGACUUAUUGGUCUCGAAUCCAAAACGUAUUGAGCGGGCAAUAAAUGAGUAUACUUAUAAUGCUCUUCUUCUCAAGGUAAAUCAGGUUGGUACAGUCACAGAGGCUAUAGAGGUUGUGAAGCAAGCACAAGACGCUCACUGGGGAGUCAUUGUGUCUCAUAGAUCUGGAGAGACUGAAGAUUCAUUUAUUGCUGAUCUGGUAGUUGGACUUGGCACAGGUCAGUUGAAAGCUGGUGCACCUUGUCGGGCUGAACAACUUGCAAAGUAUAAUCAGAUUCUUAGAAUCGAGGAAGAGCUUGGAAACCAGGCUAGCUAUGCUGGAGAAAACUGGAAAUUUCCAUGAUUGCAAGUUCUCUGGGAUAAAUUUUUGCAGCUCGAAUCCUAUUGUAGGGAGAGAUGAAGUUUUCUUUAUUGUCCCGGGUCAGUGUUUUUCAAGCUUGGAAGUGAUGGAAAAUUCAACAUUUCCAAAUGUUCGACGAGUAAACCGAAUGUUUGACAGGAUGUACUCGAUGCUCUUCUUCAAAAUGCACGGAAGUCAUAUUGAACAGCCUGUGUUUCCAUGGCCCCUUCCAAGGUUUGUUUACAGCGCAACAGUACACUCAAACUGAGAAAGAAAAUGAUUGUAAAAAAGUUUCAACUCAUUCACGAGACACAAUGCGUCUUCUUGUGUUUUGUUUAUGAUUGUCAUUAGUUUUGAUAUUUACAUAUUGCUGUUGCCCUUUCUUCAAUCUUCAAUUUUGUAUUCUGUUUAGAUGCU